Daphnia carinata is the source of this 2390-nucleotide messenger RNA. RefSeq lists its product as uncharacterized. The record is from RefSeq and is a predicted model, not a curated record. NCBI's taxonomy places the organism in Eukaryota, Metazoa, Arthropoda, Branchiopoda, Diplostraca, Daphniidae. Bases 50 to 2071 code for a protein of 673 amino acids. The transcript is spliced from 7 exons. Gene Ontology annotation, molecular function: protein binding.
UUGCCUCCACACGGUGGCUGUUGUCGGGGCGCACGCAUAACAGACAACGAUGGCCGGCAACCAGCAAGUCUCCUACACUUGCUGCUCCCCGUUAAAGAGGGAGAGCAUUGUGCGGAUGAUGACUGUGAAUCACAAGAAUGCCGGUAGUGGACAACAACAGCAGCCCGUCUCGCUAGUGAUGGUGUCGGCCAAAGGGCGCGUGGCCGUCUACGACUUGUCCUUGAAGCUGGCCGCGGCUUUCACGCUUCGUAUGUGCUCCGCUCCAGUAGCCAGCAUCAAAACCCCAUUAUCAAUUCCGUCAGCAGCGUCUAGAACGUCAGGCAGCAGCAGAAGGCCCAGUGCUACUACUUCUUCAACAGGCAUCACUUACAAUGCCGGUUCCAGUCAAAAGAAGACGCACUUGAACGGCUGGAUUACAGAUUGCAUUCAUAUGGACGAAUUCAGUUCCCUAGUAGUGGCAUCAAGCGGACGAUGUCUACAUUUUUUUACUACCGUCGUGACUCCUUUUGUCGAGAGAUUCCGGCUUGAUGGAAUGAAGGAUAUUCCGACGUCACUGGCUUACAUGGCUCCGGUACCUGAAGCCAAACGAGUAGAACCUUUACUUGGAGUCGGCGACGACGGCGGUGACGUCUUUGUACUGCGUUUCUUAAAAGCUUCAACUUCUCUCUUCAAAAAAAGAGAAGCGGAUGGCGAGAUUCAACAUGUCUAUUGGCGAGAAUUGCACCUGCAAGCCGGGAUGGUGACGCUUUCCAUCAUGCCAGGAUGCCAUGAGAGUCCUGUGUUACAGGUGGAUUUAAAACCAACUAUGUCACGUGUCGUUUCUUGCAGCAAGAGCUCUUCCACGUCAUUACUCAUACGUCACUUGCGUCCCCAAUCCGGAGGAAUAGACAAUCCAGUAGCUGUGCCGUCAGUGAUUCUUCGAACAGGCCCGGGGAUAACGUGCUUUGAUUAUGACGACGAAAAGGGCUUGAUUGUGACGGGCAGUACAGACGGCAUGAUCCGCACGUGGAGUGCUACUCAUUUAGCAAAACCAUGGAUGGUUUUGACUGGGCACGCCGCCACUAUUGCGGCAGUUUGCUUGGUAAAGCAAUCCGAUUUCCUAUGGAGUCUCUCCGAUCAGGCUGAGCUGCGAUACUGGGAUCUUAACGAAGGGAAAUGCUUGAACACGAUCCACUUGGCCUUCAGCACCGGAAACAGGGAAGAUCGAGUUCAGUUCGGUUGUCAGAGGCCACUCCUUGCAUCUGAGCGUGUGUUAUACAUCGCAUGCGGUGAUUCAGUAGCAAGCGUUCAGUUAAGCCAGUCAAACCAGGACGGGCAAGGACCCCGGAUAGUCGAGGCUCUGCUGGGCAGGGCGAAAGAAGAAGAGCCUGAAGAAACUGGAAUGGGGGCAGAGAGCAAAAUUCCGUAUUGUUUUCGUGAAGGUCUCCUGGAUUUCGGAUAUCACACAGAAGACGAAGUCUUCGAUAAAUUCAUUGCAAACUUGAAAAAGAUCUUUGCUGAUUCAAUCACUGUAACUGAGAGGCUGAAAGAAGUUGAAAAUGCUGGUGUUAAAUCUUUGACAAAAGCAUCAGGAGAAGAAAUCGGGCCUGUAUAUGACUGGGAAGUGGAAUUACCCAAAGAGCCACCAACAGCUACGAAGCUUGUGCCAUUAAAUCAGAUAAAGCUGAAAGAGUUGGAAGGCAAGAAGGACAUGAAAAAGCAUGUCAAAGAUGGAACUCCUUUCUGUGGUUUGAGACUUCACGAACCAAGUCAGAUUGAGCUUCCCAAGGGUUUGCCUGUGACAGGAAGGAUGAAAAAGCAUGGAAUUAAAUCUUUGUCCUCACUGAAAGAAGUAAGGGAAGCAAAUUUUGACCUCUUCAGUGACCAGAUGUUUAGCCUUUCAUCAGCAAGGACUAGUCUUCUUAGUUCAGUUCUUUCAUACUACAAAAAGAAAAGAAUUGGUGACAAGGUCACGCCUGCUGGUGACAGCGAUUUACUCAUGGUGUCCAUCAGAUCUCAACAAUCUAGUCGAAAGUCAAGUAUAUCCUCAAGUUUAUCUCCUUACUCGUCGGGGGCCAGCAUGGAAGAAUAGGACAGAGCCCAUCUGAUGCAAUAGAAUACUGAUGGAAAACAUUUACAUCCAUUCUUCUCAUUCAGUUGACUCUCUAGUGUCUAUUUUAACGAGAGAUGUAAUCAUGAAUGCAAUCAAUUUUAAUGUCUCAUUCCAACAUUACUUUUUCGCUCUUUAUUCCAUUUUCGAACCAAAUUGUUCGACAAUUAGCGUAGAAUUGAUGCAACGUUGCCAUAUUAUAACUUCACACUGAACAGCUAAACAGUUUGUACUUUUUGGCCAAAGAAGUGAAGUACGAGUCAACUCGGUACCAAACAAAUAAAAGAAAAAAAUAUAUCAA